Impatiens glandulifera is the source of this 2167-nucleotide messenger RNA. RefSeq lists its product as uncharacterized. Lineage: Eukaryota; Viridiplantae; Streptophyta; Magnoliopsida; Ericales; Balsaminaceae. Bases 126 to 2138 code for a protein of 670 amino acids. The record is from RefSeq and is a predicted model, not a curated record. The transcript has 2 exons.
GGGCUAACUGUGUGAGGGAGCUGAGUCUAUUUUCACAACUUAUCAAGAAGUUUGGCGGACUCUAUUAUUUUCGCAUCACGCAGUAUAAGGAUUGACAAGGAAGGAAUUUGUGUGUAAUCAUCAGAAUGUUGAGUGAUGGAGAAGGAGGAGUUUAUCAUCAGCCUCCAAGUUCAGGAUCUUUUCUUGUGCCUCAUUUACCACUAAUAGAAGAAGCAAGAGAGAAAGGUAUUAAGCAUUUUUUACAUGAGCAUCCGUUGAUUUUCAAGGAAGAUGUUAGAAAUGGAUCUAAACAUCCAUUGUAUUGCGAUGUUUGUGGCAUGGAAAUUGGAAGAAGUGGGUUCAGUUGUUGUAUAGAAAAAUGCAAAGGUUUUAACCUUCACGAAUUUUGUGCAUCUUUACCCUUAGAGAUGAAAGACUACCCACAACACCCACAACAUCCUUUAAUCUUCUUCACAAGCAGAGGUUUCCGUUGUCAUGUUUGCAAAGCUGACUACUCGUUCUCAUUGCGGACGUCAUUCCUCCAUUGCUUUCGCUGUAAGGUUUGCGAUUUUCAUGUGGAUAUAAGAUGCGCAUUCAUGUCCUUUCUUGUUUGUCCUCGCACUCUGCACAACCACGAAUUGACCCCUCGGCUAUACCCCGCUUCAUUUUUAUGUAGUUUUUGUGGUGAGAAACACGGAGAAGGAGAAACAGGUAUUUCCUAUCAAUGCAAAACUUGCUGGUUCUGGAUCCACGAGCAAUGCUACUCACUGCCUCAAAGUAUUGAACAUGACAGUCAUGUACAUCCGCUUAAGUUAUGUUAUGAUCUACAAGGAGAGAAGUUACCCAACUAUCUAUGCGGCCUUUGUAAGGAAGAGAUAAACAGUUAUUUGGGUUUCUAUGUUUGUAAGAGAUGUAAAUACACACUUCACACAAAAUGCUCAACUAAGAAAUGUAGGGAUCCUCCAAUAAUUGAAGAAGAAGAAGAAGAUCAAAUAAUUCAAUUUCCGUUGCCUUCGAUUGAGGUAGUACAUAACACGCUAGCCCAAUUUAUCAAAAAUAUAUGUCAAUGGAAGGACGAGGACGAGGAAGAUUGUAAUAUCCUAAGUCACCCCAGCCAUGAUCAUCCACUUACCCUUGAGUUUGAUUUAAGCAAGAUUACAAGCUUUAGCAGCACAAGUAGAGGUGAGUAUAAAGUGAUCUGCAAUGGGUGCAUUCUUCCUCUAUUUAUAAAUGAUGCACCCUUUUAUAGUUGCAACCGGUCAACAUGUAAUUUCGUUUUACACAAAUGGUGUGCUAAAUUGCCGCGUGAGUUAAAGCACCCGGAUCCGGCUCACACAAACACAGACACAGAACACACACUAAUCCUACAAGUAAAGAUUAAAAGAUUCUUUGGCUUCUUUACAUGCAAUGGUUGUCGGGAGAUGGGGAAUGGAUUUGCCUACAAAUGCAAUGAAUGCGAAAACUACUACUUGGACGUUAGAUGUGCUGCAUUUCCUAGACGAGUCAAUCACGAGACUCACAAACACCCUCUCAUUCUUAAGUAUGGGAGAACCAUCGGAGGUUGCUUCUCAUGUGGUGAAACCAAUUUGGAUGAUGAAUGGCUGAAUAGAUCUACUACCCCAUCAUCGUCUCUACCCUCCUUCACAUUUGGUUGUGAUAUAUGUCACUUUAGUAUUCAUCCCAGAUGUUUGAUGUUGCCACAAGAAAUUGUACAUUGGUACGAUGAACAUGGAUUCAAAUUGACAGAUCCAGAUGUUUUCAUCCGUGAUGAUAAUCAAGGUGCAUCAGAAUAUCAUUGUGAAUUUUGUGAGGAGAGUAUAGUUCCAGAUAAAUUGACGUACCACUGUUUUGAAUGUGACCAAUGUGCUGAUGCUAAGUGUGUGCGAAAGUGGUUCGGUCUAUUUCCAAAACAUGUCAAGAUUGGCCGACUCUAUGAUUCUGAGCUUCAUAAAGAACAUCCCCUAACCUGCAUUUUACCUGGCGAGAAAUUUAAUUGUGAACAUUGCAAUGGAAGGUCAAUAUUGUGUAAGGACCUUGAAAUUGGCUUUGAAUGUACUGAAUGCCAAAUUAGGUUUGGUCUUAAAUGUAUUAUUGAUCAACAUCAACUGGAACGGAAACUGAAACUGAAGCAUGAUUUAUUUCUUAGGUGGAACAAUUAAAUGUAAUAAAAAAUAUACAUGUAUGAAAA